AUGUGUUUGAUAAAACUUCCUCUUUACAAAGGAACGCGAGAAAGGCAAGUUUUAUAUUGGCCAACAAAAUUGCAAAGCAAAACAAGUCAUUCGCAGAAGCAGAAUUUAUCAAAGAUUGUAUGGUUGAUGCUGUCAGCGUUGUGUCCUGAAGUUAAGUCAAAAAUAGAAGCCAUUUCCCUGUCACGAAGAACUAUUGUUCGUCGCAUUGAUGCAAUUGCCGUGAAUAUUCAUGAACAGCUGUUAACAGCCAGUGGUCGAUUUCAGUGGUUUUCUAUUGCUUUAGAUGAGAGUACUGAUAUUCAGGAUACUGCUCGGUUACUCAUUUACAUCAGAGGAAUUGACGAAAACUUUGAAAUUACAGAGGAAUUGUUAUCUAUGGAGUCUCUCAAAGACACUACUACUGGAAAAGAUUUGUUCAACAGUGUCAUUAACAGUUCAAUCAGGUCUAGAUUAACCCUAAAUAAACAGGCCAGCAUUACAACCGAUGGAGCUCCUUCACUCACCGGUAAACAUUCCGGCCUUGUGAAGUUGUUGAAUGACAAAAUCAAAGAAGAUUUCCACUACACAGUGUGUUGUCUUUUCACUGCAUCAUACAUCAAGAAAGCCUUUGUAAGUCAUCUUUAA
Molecule: messenger RNA, 624 nt
Organism: Octopus sinensis (East Asian common octopus)
Lineage: Eukaryota; Metazoa; Mollusca; Cephalopoda; Octopoda; Octopodidae
Product: general transcription factor II-I repeat domain-containing protein 2-like
Exons: 1
Coding region: 1-624 (207 amino acids)
Source: RefSeq, a predicted model, not a curated record